GGUUUACAGGUGGACUUGACACAGACUAGUCUCCCUACAGCACAUCGAUGUAAACUUUCUGCAGUGUCCAUGAAAGUCGGUUGCUGGAAGGCAUUCAAGCCGUGUUGCCUAUUUCUUGCGAUCCAAACUGAAGGCUACCCCCGACGUGCACAUGACGGCGUUAGAGUGGCCGGUACUUCUCAUUGCCGUCAUUAUCAUCGGGAUGCUGUGGAUGUUGCCAUGGCGGUUUAGGAGGACGCCAAGGCCGCCGCCAGGUUCACGGCUACCGCCAAUGCCUCCAGCAUCCUCUAUCAUCGGCCAUCUUGAACUCUUGGAUCCUCGCUUGUACAAGAAAGCUAUGCUGUUGUCAAAGGAGUAUGGUCCAGUGUUUAGGCUGCAGCUAUUUUCAAGGGAAGUAGUGAUUGUCAACGACCAUGAAAACCUUAAAGCGUUCGCCACCGCGAAGGAGCUACUGAACCGCCCACAGGAAAUGACCAGGGGCAGCGACUAUUACAACGGUGUGAUGACGUUAAAUGGGGAGCUAUGGUCGGCGAACAGACGCUUUUGUAUGACUAUGCUUCGAGACCUCGGUUUUGCGAACUGCAAAAUGGAGGAGAAAAUGAUGACGGAAUUCAAGCUCCUCAAGGAAAAGAUAGACAAAACAAACGGGGAGCCGAUGCCAAUAGGUCGAUAUAUUCCGGAAUGCCUGACAUGCAACAUCGCAGCUUUCUUCCAUGGCAGCUGUAUCCCCAACAACUCCACCCUACGACUCCAGUUCAAGAGCUUGGUUAGCAGGCUCCUCAAGGUAUUCGGCGUUGCAGAUAUUCUCGUGUUCGCGCCGCCAUUCAUCCAACGGCUGCUCCGAUACGUGCCCUACACGAGUAUCGGCAAAGGACAUGCUCUCAUGGAGGAAUUAGACCAGUUUAUAAUCGACGAAAUUUUGACAACACCGUCUACGAACAUCGACGACAGAAAGCGAAAUUUCGUCCGACGUUAUAUCGAGAAAGUUGAAGAAUCAAAAGAAGAUACGAAUUCCAAGUUUAAAUUGUCCUCGGAACUGUCGGACAGCUGUGAUUCAGAGACGUAUGACACAGUUGAUUCGCCGUUCUUGUUCGACCCGCCGCCACGACGGCCAGUCGCCGAACGUCAAGCCCUGGCGUUGCAGUAUCGCGACGAGGGGGAUGAAAAUGUGUGUUGCCGCCAGGUCCCGGCUGUUCGGGGCCUAAUGAAUGGACUGGGCAGCAACUGUAUCACGCACCACACGCUUUUCCCACUCCUUUGCUUGGUCGGCGAUUUAUUGGAAAUAAACAGGCGGCAACUGGAGUUCUACAACCCCACUUAUCUCGAGCACGCCGACAGGAAUAGGUUGGGCCAGCGUGGUCAACACAGACAGUGCACCAAUGACGGUGGACGUGAUGGCCGUCGAGGCCUCCACUCAUUUGCUGUGAGGCAGUCGACGAUGUCACAUGGCCAGUCACAAUACUGGACGAAGCACAUUAACAAUGCAACCACACGGUCCGAUGUCUUGGUACUGGCAUCAGAGGUAGGUGUGGCCAGCUUCCACAGUGGUAACAGAGUGGGCAGUAGUUGGGAGUGGCGAUGA
This is a messenger RNA of Rhipicephalus sanguineus (brown dog tick), 1582 nucleotides long. RefSeq names its product cytochrome P450 2G1. The coding region runs from base 152 to 1582 and encodes 476 amino acids. Gene Ontology annotation, molecular function: monooxygenase activity; heme binding; iron ion binding. The transcript is spliced from 9 exons. The record is from RefSeq and is a predicted model, not a curated record. Lineage: Eukaryota; Metazoa; Arthropoda; Arachnida; Ixodida; Ixodidae.